Messenger RNA from Plutella xylostella (diamondback moth), 6150 nucleotides. RefSeq names its product CRK like proto-oncogene, adaptor protein (gene ckn). Gene Ontology annotation, biological process: cell surface receptor protein tyrosine phosphatase signaling pathway; axonogenesis. Gene Ontology annotation, molecular function: protein phosphatase binding; signaling adaptor activity. The record is from RefSeq and is a predicted model, not a curated record. Gene Ontology annotation, cellular component: focal adhesion; axon. Lineage: Eukaryota; Metazoa; Arthropoda; Insecta; Lepidoptera; Plutellidae.
ACAGGUUCUACAUUCUAUAACCUAUUUUUUUUAUAAGUAUUGUCUGAUCAAAGGAUGAAAAACUCUUAAAUUAUAGCAAUUUUACAAGACAACCAUGAUAAAUAAAUCAGAGCCUCAAAAAACAAAGUUUCCUUAUAAAUUACAAAGUAGAGAGGCGUGAAGCAAAAAGGUAUAUUUCAAACACUUAAUUAGAGAAAUUAGCACAUCUCGGUGCUAAUCGUAGGGCGGGAUUUCUCGACAACCAUUCAAUUUAAUGUGAGGUUUUUACAUAGUACCUAUCUGAAGUUUACAUAUUUUUAGAUCAUUUCAAUCUUAAAUCAUUAGAAUUCCUACAUUUCAUGUUAACCUUACCUUCAGGGGUAGACCAAAACGCUAUAAAGUAUACCCUACAGAUUACCUACCCAAAAAGUAUUAAUGAAUAUAAUUAAGGAACCUUUAUUCCCUAGAAUAAGAAUGGUUUUAUAAAUGAUUUGGGGGACAGAUAGGUAGAUCCAUAACAAAUUUUACACAAUAAAAGCUGUCCAAGUGUCCAAUAUGAAACUCUAGCCCAUGCGUAUUGACCCAGCACAGCUCGUGCCUAUUCUAUGAAAGCAAGUUAAAUCCCGGUUAAUAGCAGCACUUGAUGUCACAUCGCUAUCGGUGCAGCUCUCGAGUCACACCGUUGUACGAGAUAACGGUCUCGCAUCGCAGCGUAACAUAAAUUUUACAAUCUCGGUUUUAUUACAUUAUCGAGCGUGGAUCGAAGGGCCAGGCGCCCACACGAGCGUGUCAGCGUCUGCCGGGAGCAGAGCGAAUUCCACACGGAAAAUAAGGAGCGUUUUCACAAAAGGUGUUUGGGUUUGGGGUCCGUCCAGAUUCCCGAUAGUCCCGAUACUUGGGCGACAUUGCAUCGUCAAACGUUUGACUAUUCGUCAGGCGGGUGCGGGGGCGGAGGAGCGGGGGGCGCGGGGGCGUCGCUCCGGCAACAGCGCCGUGCGGCUCGCCGGCUCAGUGUAGCCCCAACAGCCGCCGCCGCCGCGUGUUGUGCACUCACGGACCUCCAAGUGACGCUUCCCCGCCAUAAACUUCAAACAAAACUUCCUCGAAUUGGAUCGAAUCUUGUUCAGUGAUUGUGACAAUUUAUCAGUGUAUUAUGUGCUUGAACUGCAGUGUUUAAAACGGUUGCAAUAACACGAGUCGAUGGUGCUGUUGAAAAGUAGCAUGAAAAUUAAUGGUCAUCGCAGUAACAUUUGGGAAUGUCACCACAAAUCUGAUCUCUAAGUACUUAAUUGGUGACUCUGGUGAGGAACAAAGAUGUUGAGCGACCGCAGCGGUCGCCCGCCGGCGCCGCGCCGCGCCUCCACGUACCGCAGCUACGACGAGCUGUCGGCGGAGCCGCGGCCCGCGCGCCUGCGCCACCGCGCCGCCGGCGUCGAGGACCUGUCCGGCCUGGACCACCCCCGGCGCCACCGCCCCGCCGACCUCGACGACAUCACCGUCAUCAGCUCCGAGGAACUCCCGAGGCCGCGGAGGAAAACCAUCGAGGGCUUCGCCAACGGCUUCAGACGCACUUUCUCAGUGCGCAGUCGGAGAGAACCGGAGGGCAUACCGAUGGACAAUCUGAACGCGGAGAGCUUUGCUACCGUGAGAGGAGCCCCGUUCGGGAGGCGGCGCUCGCUGUCGCGGGAGCGCGGGGGCGCGCUGGGCCGCAGCUCGUCGGAGGGCGACGUGCGGCCGCCCGCCCCGCGCCCCGCGCCACCGCCCCGCCUGCACCGCUGUCUGCGAGCCCUCGGAGGGAGCUGGAAGAACCUACUACUAUUGGGCGGAAUGUCGCGCGGCGGGCCGGGCGCCGGCAAGGCCGCGACGGCCAAGCGCGUGCCGCCGCCGGCCGUGCCGGGCGACGCGUUCGGCACGCCGCAGCACCGCCACUCCGGCUCCAGCUUCGGCUCGCAGGGGUACGCCUCGUGCGACGACCAGGGGUACCCGCAGCCGCCGGAUACCCCGAGCCAUACACGAGAUGACCACUCAGACUACGGCAGCACGGUAUCCGGCGUCUCGGGGGUGUCCGGCGCUAGCGGCAGCCUGGGCAAGAGCCCGGCCGGCGCGGGCACCUUCACAUUCCCGGCGCCCGCGCAGCCGCUCACGCACAAGGCCGCCGUGUACUACCACCACCAGCUAGCGCUGAGCGAUGACCAGGGCAUUGAUAUGACACAGAGCCCCGGGCGCGACAGCCCCGGCUCCUCAUCGGGCUCGGCCGGGUCAGGCUCGAGACACUCGUCAGCCUCGCUGGACAGCGGGCGCGCGUCAGGCCGCCUGCCGCACCACCACCACGCCGCCUGCCACUGCGGGGAUACUGCUGAUAGAGUGCGGGCCAUGAUCGCGCAGGGACUGCCUGACGCCGACAUAAUCCACACGUGGCUAGCAGACCUACAAAUGGAGGAAUACGCGAGACUGUUCAUAGAAGCCGGGUACGACCUGCCGACGGUCACCCGGAUGACCCCCGAGGACCUCACGGCGGUCGGCAUCAAGAAACCCAACCACAGGAAGAGGCUCAAAGCUGAACUGGCCAAUCUGAAUGUGCCGGAAAAUCUGCCUGAUUAUAUUCCUGGUUCCUUAGAAGAAUGGCUGCGACUGCUUCGCCUCGAGGAAUACGGGCCUGCGCUCGUGGCUCAGGGAUACCGCACCGUUCAUGACGUUACACAAUUAGCCUGGGAGGAUCUAGAAGAUAUGGGUAUUGUCCGGCUAGGCCACCAGAAGAAGAUCCUUCUGGCCAUUAAAAGAGUAAAAGACAUCAGGGCGGGCAAGAGAAGCAUCAGCAACCAGGGUUCCUUGGACUUCACGAGGUUGCAGCCCGGACAGAUCCGCCACCCCCGCGGCAAGUCGCUGGAGAGUCUCGAGGACCCGUCGGAGCGAGGGUCGCACACCACGUUCUCUCCCGAAGGCUUCUACUACGGGCAGCAGUGGCGCCGGUCGUACGACGACGGGGACAUCACGCCCACUAAUGAUAAUGCUUAUGAAGGAGGCGGAACAUUACCGCGGCCGCGCGGCCUAGUGCGCCCGCGGCCGGUCGCCAAGAUCACGGCGACGCCGGCGUACCGCGACAAGUCGCCCGACUACACGUACGACGAGAUCGCGUACUCGGCGCGGCUGCAGCGCGUCGCGUACGGCGCCAGCCCGCACGUCGCAAGGAAACCGCCGCCCGAGCCGCCCAAGAGGCAAAGCUCCCAAUACGCGCCAUUCUCGCGCUUCGGCCAGACGACGGUCGAGAUCCACCCCGAGAAGAGUCUGCCGCUCAGUCUGCCGGCGUACCCGAGCUCGGACUCGCUGAGCGUGUCGCUGGACAGCACGGGGCUGCUGCCGCCGCCGCCCGCGCCCUCCUCGCCGCCGCGACGGUAUGAGGAGGACAAGCUGAGGACUGGGUCGGAUGCUAGCUUUAAGUCAAGUUCGAGCACCGAGUCCGACAGUAUCCCGUUCGCGAACGAGAACGCGGGCACCAUCAAGCAGAACCGGAGUCAGAUGGGGGGCCGCCCGCACACCGUUGACUACAGCCGCUCCCUCGCCAUGUCCUCCGUGCCCCCGCGCGCCCCCGCCGCCGAAAUAAAACCCCCCACCCCGCACCCCCUCCCCGAACACAAGGACGAUGGGAAAGUCUCCACAGAACCUGUCGACGUCCUCAAUGAUAUAGGAAACAUGCUCGCCAACUUGACAGACGAACUCGACGCCAUGUUGGAAGAAGAGAAACGCCAGGGACUCAACUCUUAAAGGUGUAGAGUUUGAUUUCGGAUUCACACAGUUGUACGAUUGACGCGCCAGAUGGCGUGCGUUAUAACGGGAGAAUGUGUCGCUCAGUGUGAUGUCAGCCUUAUCUUCAAGUGACGCAAACACAAUAAAUAAAAUACAGGAUUUUUUACUUGCUAAUGUGUAAAAUUCUGAAUAGCUGAUUACAUGCGACGUGAGUUAGAAGUUCCAUCGUUAUUCUUAAGUGUCAAUUAAAAAGGAAACAUCGUUUUAUUACCAAUACAUGAACGCGGCCGAUGGAACUUCUGAGCUUUGUCGUACUGUACCGGAUGUUAAAAUUAGCAAAAGCAGUCUUGCCAAUGCAAUACUUUUAUGUAACCUACUUAAUCAUACCUAGUAGUUACUUACUUAUUAUUAUCAAGUUUUAUGUUUUGUCUAAUACAUAGAAACGCAUUUUUGUUCAAUGAUUCCAAAAGAUAAGACUGGAAAUACCAACUGCUAGUUACGACAUUUUACAGUAUCAUAGGUAGGACGUUUGUCAGGUUACAACCGUGGUGUUAUGUAGAAUUCAUGGCAUUCAAAUAUAAUACUUACGGUUUAAGUAUACUUUAGAAUCUUAAGUUUGGAGUUUUUUUUAAUACUUUACCUAGUUCCUCAUUGUCACUAAAGUAUAUUUUCUUGGCUAAUUUGAUCAUCAUUAGAUUUAAUUAAUGGUUGUCCAAAAGCAAGACGUGGCUACUAUUGUAAAUAAUAUCUAACAACAUAAAUUAUAGCUUAGAUAACAGAAAUAUAUUCACUAGUUAGUUAGUUCUUCGUGUACAAUAAAUUGUAGAAUAUUUGGGUACCUAUAUUAUGUAGUUUAUAGUUUUAGUUAGAAUUUAUACAAAAUAAUAGAAUUAGACAUAGUGUGACGUUAGCUGUACGUUAAGUGUAUAAUAGACAUCAUAUAAACUAGAAAUAGGUAGAGCUAGUGAACAUCGUUUGAGUAUUGAUGUCAUGUUUGAAUAAUACUUCCCUACCCCAGUCAUAGUACGCGUAAUAAAUAUUAAAUAAAAUCUGACAGUAAAUUACAUCAUUUACCAAGCUUUUAAAUAUAACAGAAAAAUGCUUGUGCACGCUACGAUUUAUAAAAUGAAUUCCAUUACUUCCAAUAAUAUAUUUUGUUAUUUGUAUUAUGAAUUACUUAAUCAAUAUUUAAUUAAUGUGGACAAUAGUACAACAUGAAUUUGUAUACUAUACUACUAAAUACAGAAUAGGCUGAGGUCAAUAAUUUUGUAUUUUGACAUAGGACUAACUACAACACUAUAAUGGAGACUAUAGUUAAGUAGAUACUUUUUCACUUAGAAAUGUAAUGUCCAAAUAGAGAAAGUGAUAUCUAGAGGCCAUACGAAUAAUUAAUUUAAAGCAACAUUUAUGUUUUGUUCAAAUAUUUAAGUACUAACUGAGUUUUACCUAACAUAUCAAGUUGUGGUACAUAUAAUAUAAAAUCUACCUACCCCAUUUAUAUCCUGGUCGAGGCGGGGCCGACCCAGUCGUAUUGUUUUUCUUCUAUCAAAUUAAUUUAUUUAUUUAUUUAUCAAAUAUGGAACACCAGCAGUUUACACAACACACACUGAUAACUUAUUCAUCAUUACAAAUUUCGUUGCGAAAAUCAUUAUAUAUAAUUAUAAUUGGUUUUGAAAAUAGUUAAGUUCCAUAGUCGAUAUUGCCUAUACAUGUAAACGCCCACCAGCGUAUGUACCUACAAACAACUUGUAUGUGGGUAGACUUUAUAUUUUCUUAGGUACCUAUGUACUAGGUACCUAUACAGCAUACGUAGUUGUUUUUUCAAUGAAACAAAGUUACAGUUCUUAAGUUUUUGUAUGUACCACAUAGAUAUUUAGUUUAAAAACAUGUAAUCCUCGUGAUACUAAUUAAAACAUUUAAUAACAAAAUAACAUCAUAUUAAUGUAGCGCAACAAAAUAUUAUACCUAAGCUUUACUCUGUAAAUACCUACGAUAGAUCAGUGUUUCUACAUUUUAUAUCAGUCUUCUUUACAACAUAAACAGUAUGCAGCUCUAAUGGUGUAACAUUUUUUUAUAUUUUACAUACCUACCUUACUAAGAUGAAAGGUAAAUUUUUACUUUGUUUAGCCGUCGCUUCGAAUUGAUAUAUUUUAGAAUAUGAUGUAGUAAGCAAAGCACCAACAUAAACUUAUGUUUUAAUAACAGUUUUUCAACGUAGUUACUUUAAAGAAAUCUAAAGUAUCUAAAUAUUUUAAAGAGCGUUCUUUGAACUAGUCAAAAUUAUUGAAAGUGACGGCAAUUUUUUAUUACCUAAGUAAAUGAGUUUGUUUUGAUUGUUGUAUGUAAUAAAAUAGUACUGAAUUCUACUUAUUAACAAUAUUUUUAUGGGUUCAGUUUUAUUUGAGUAAAUAUAUUUGUAAUACAUAG